Messenger RNA from Anisakis simplex (herring worm), 1155 nucleotides. NCBI's taxonomy places the organism in Eukaryota, Metazoa, Nematoda, Chromadorea, Rhabditida, Anisakidae. The record is from the annotation of a GenBank genome assembly.
ACCAAGAAGAAAGAGGAAAUCGAAGAGACGUUGUCGUGUGGACUCGUUAAGGGUCAUGCCUAUGCGGUUACUGCUGUUCGCUACAUUGAACUCGAUGCAAAAACCAGGUCGUUUUUAUUCUUUGGAAGCGUUGAGCGUCAGAUGAUGAUACGGCUUCAAAACCCUUGGGGUGAAAAGGAAUGGAAUGGGCCAUGGUCAGAUGGCUCAACCGAAUGGACACAGGUUACUGAUGCACAGAAAAAGGAAAUUGGUAUCACGGUGGAUGAAGAUGGUGAAUUUUGGAUGCCCUGGAACGAAUUUGUUCGUUACUUCACCGAUAUCAGUGUUUGCCAGCUCUUCAAUACAUCGAUCUUUUCGUUUGCGAAUAAAUAUUAUGAGUGGAAAUUUCGUGGUGAGUGGAAGUCGAACGGAGCACGAGGAGGCGGUCCAACCGAUCGAGCUGGAGGAUGCCUGAAUUUCGCAGCCACGUUUUGUGCUAAUCCACAGUACCUGUUCGAUAUCGACGAAGAUGGAGGAAACGUAAUGUUUGCGUUAACGCAAAGGGAAAAGAACGAAGGCGAGAAGCAACGUGAACCAUUUGUGACCAUUGGAAUGCAUCCGAUAAAUCCAAUCGCUACAUCGGAUUAUGCAAACGCUCGGUCAGUAUAUUUGCAUCUUCGUGAUCUCAAAAUCGGUCGCUAUAUGGUGUUACCAACAACGUUUGCACCACGAGAACGAGCUGAAUAUUUGUUCCGAAUUUACUCAACGCAAAAUUGUGCUAUACGAAUUGUUAAUAAACACGCUCCUUCGCGCGGUAUUUGCUCAUGCAAGAAAGUAGCAUCUGUAUCACGAAUCACAAUUAUUUCCGCUAAAUUCCAUCAGGCAGAUGCAAAACGUGUGAUAUUGUUAGCUCAUGUCAAUGCUGAGCUUAUAUAUUGCCAUCAGAUGGAAUUAUUCAUAUUUUUGCAUGACCAGAAAGAACUUCGGCACAAAUAUUUGUUGGAAGUGUAUGAAGAUCGAACACUAAAAGAUCGACUGAUUGGUAGAGCGCACAUCAAAGAAUUAGUUGACAAUGACACUAGGCAGUCGGAUUUGCACCUCUAUGGAACGGAUGGCAAGAAAGCGUGUACUUUAACAGCAUUGUUCCAGUCUUAUGAUGAUCCAGUUUAUUUGUAA